Molecule: messenger RNA, 3749 nt
Organism: Oncorhynchus kisutch (coho salmon)
Lineage: Eukaryota; Metazoa; Chordata; Actinopteri; Salmoniformes; Salmonidae
Product: histone-lysine N-methyltransferase PRDM9
Exons: 6
Coding region: 469-3342 (957 amino acids)
Biological process (GO): regulation of transcription by RNA polymerase II
Cellular component (GO): nucleus
Molecular function (GO): RNA polymerase II transcription regulatory region sequence-specific DNA binding; protein binding; DNA-binding transcription factor activity, RNA polymerase II-specific
Source: RefSeq, a predicted model, not a curated record
CAAGCUACCCAUGAAUGGUUGCGGUCCGCCAUCAAAACAACUUGAAGAAGGAGAAGCUACUCAUGAAUUUUCUCCUCAAAAGUCAAAUCCGUUUUCCAAAAUUGACAUACCCUAGUAUCUAAAUGAUAACGAAGAUUAUUAGUAAUUACAGGUUUCAAGAAGAUCAGGUUGUCCAGGUGUGUCAAUAUUAUUUUGAACACUAGCUAGCUAUCUUGCAAGAUAAUGCUAAUUCCACAUUGCUAGCUAGCAUUUUUGUAUGUAGCUUGCUAGCCAACAACAUUGUGCAUUUUGACAUUUAGAUGUUGUAUUUUCUUUAGUAGCUAAUGCACUGUUAAAUUAAUUCGUGAAAUUGGUAUAAUAUCAGGACAAAUGGCUUUUUCCAUAGUUUAUCACACAGGGUGAAGGUUUUGUCCUGAUACAUGGCUGUUGUGCUUGCUAACACUGUCAUUGCUACACUACUAACCGAAUAUGGAGUCUACAGUGAUGUCUGAAGAAGUGAUCGUCGUGGAGUGGGCAGAUCCUGGUGUGUCAGAGGAGGGAUGCCAAGUCCAAAUCAUUACAGACAACCACUCUGCAGUGUUCUCUGACAGCUUGGUCCAGAAUAUAUUGGUGAACACUGUGGUACAAGGCCAAGAGGAGGGUCAUCAACUACUAGAUGACAACGGUAAUGACCUCUAUUGUGAGGAGUGUCAUACCUCCAACAAAGACCAGUGUGAUGUCCAAGGUGGUCUGUCCUUCAUGCUGGACUCUCCCACUCCAAUGGGUAUACCCCAGAGGGCCCUCCUCACCCUACCCCAUGGGCUGGUGGUAGGCAGGUCCAGUAUCCCAGGGGCAGGCCUGGGGGUCCUAAACCAAGGGCCAGCUGUGGCACCAGGAAUGCACUUUGGCCCCUGUGAGGGGGAGGUGACUACCAGGGAAAGAGCAGUAGCAAGUGACUAUUCCUGGGAGGUCUGGAACAGUAAGAGUGAAUCUGAGUACAUCGAUGCUGCACGAGACACUCAUUCCAACUGGAUGAGGUAUGUUAACUGUGCUCGUAAUGAAGAGGAGGGUAAUCUCAUAGCACUCCAGUACAGGGGGAUUGUUUUCUUCCACUGCUGCCGCUCCAUCCCCCCAGGAGAUGAGUUCCUGUUUUGGCCUGGGGGCAGAUUCAUCGAAAGGUUUAGGGACCCCUCUGACCAAAUCUGGCUCCGAAAGUGCACCCCUUCAGAGUUUAGAACAGAUUUGUCGUCUCAGGUUUUCCUCUGCUGUCAGUGCCAGCUUACUUUCACCACCAAGUCCUACCUUCAAAAACAUACAGAGAAAUCACACUCUCUGGACCUAUCACCUGCGUCUGAACUGAGUGAGCUUGACAAUCACCUUUCUAACGGCAAUGUAAAGGCAGACCCGAUGUCGUCGUCCUCUGUAGGGGAGUUGGCCUACCGGUGCCCUCAGUGUCCUAAGAGCUUUAAGCAGAAGGGCCACGUCCAGAGACACAUGCGAAAUGUCCACUCCAAGGUGAAACCGUACUGCUGCAUCCAUUGUAGGAGGUGUUUCGCUCAGCUGUCUUGUCUGGCCAGACACCAGAUACGAGUUCAUGGAAAGAAGAAGAAGCAGGAAAUAGAAGAGUUUAUGUCUGAAGAGGUCAGAGGGAAGAGUCAGCCAUCCCCUGACAGGACCCAGGAAACAGAGUCCUCCACCUCCGAUGCUCCACCUACAGGGACCUCUGUCUUAUUCCCGUGUCCUCACUGCCCAUUCUCUUCUACUGUGGAAAGCAGCCUUUGUCAGCACAUGAAGAGCCAUGACCAAAGGGAAAAGGUCAUCAAAAUGCAGGCUUUUGUAGAGGUCAGAGGAGAGAGCACCCAUAAACCUGAAUCCCCAGAACUCCCCUCUGAUGCUCUACAUACAGAGCCCCAGACAGAUGAGCCGGCACAAAGAGGUGAGGAGGCCAACAGCUGCUCUCAGUGUGGGAAGCGCUUUAAACAGAAGGGCCACUUUCAAAGACACAUGCGAGCUGUCCACUCCAACGUCAGACCCUACUGCUGCCCCCAGUGCAGGAAGUGUUUUGCUCAGGGGUAUGACCUGGCGAGGCACCAGCUACGAGUUCACGGAACGAAGAAGAAGCGUCGAGUAGUAGAGGUCAGAGGGGCGAAUCUGCCCCGGCCGCCCUCUGACAGCGCCUGGGAACCGGAGCCCCCCUCCACCAAUGAUUCAACUACAGAGACCCAGACUGGAAGAGCUCCCUCUCAGAGACUAAGGAACCUCAGAGUAAAGUCCACCAGGUCCUCUAAAGCCAAAACUAAGACAAACGCACCAAAACAAAGACAAAUCAGUACCAAGAAGAGAUCGCAUUCAGAUCCUGAUUCAGAUGCUCUGGACAUGGAGGAGAAGGAGAUGGAGGGAGAGGCUGUUGGAGAGGAGGCCCAGUACAGCUGCACUGAGUGUCAGGGAACCUACGACAACCCAGAGUCUCUCAGAUCCCAUCAGUGCAUCCAGGUCGUGGUGGGGCCGCCGCCGUAUUCUUGCUCUACAUGUGGGGUUACCUUCAAACGGUACACCACCCUGAAGAAGCACAAGCUCAACAAGCACCCGAAGGAAAAUCUGCGUUAUUGCUGCACCCGCUGUGGAAGGUUCUUCAGUCAGGCUGCCAGUCUACAGCGCCACCUGGAGGCAGAAGUAUGUAAGGACAUCCAGCUGAGCUCUGAAGCUGUCCCCUGCUCCUACUGCCAAUUCUCCUUCACCGAGGAGAGGUACCUCCGGAAGCACGUUAAGAGACACCACCCUGAGGAGUAUGUCUCUCAAGCCUCAGGCCUGGGCUCAGGCCUCAUUCCGCCAGAGCAGAAGGCCGUGGAGGGGGGAGAGGUCCACCUCUGCUUUCAGUGUGGGAAGAGCUACAAGUAUGUCAAAUGCUUCAAAUCUCACAGGUGUUUCCAGUCAGUCACAGCCAAACGGUACUUGUGCAAUGACUGUGGGAAAGGUUUCUCUUGUUUCUACAGCCUUAAGCAGCAUCAGCGGAUUCACACGGGAGAGAAGCCAUACCGCUGUUCUUAUUGCGAGAAGUGUUUUAGCCACUCUGGACAGCUGAAUGUGCACGUGAGGAUACACACAGGGGAGAAGCCUUUCCUGUGUACAGAGUGUGGAGAGACCUUCCGUCAGUCUGGGGAUCUGAAGCGUCAUGAGAGAAAACACACUGGGGUGAAACCAUGUACCUGUCCUGAAUGUGGGAAAAGCUUCAGUCGACCUCAGAGUCUGAAAGCUCACCAGCUGCUGCACAACGGAGAGAAACUGUACAAGUGUGAUCAGUGUGUCAAAAGGUUUUCACGAAAUUAUCACCUGACGAGACACCAUGAAAAGAUGCACUCAUAAUGUCUGCACCACACACACUAUUUACUACUUGGUUAAGUUGAUAUUUCUGUAGCAGAGCAACAUUCACAGAUCAGAAUACCAUUCUAUUUACAAGUACAAGCAUGUGAUUUGUGUUUUAUUACUGCUUGACCUCACUAACGACCUCACUAAUGUUUGAAUGGAAGCAAAGCCCCUGCAGCAAUGUUCCAACAUCUUGUGGAAAACCUUCCCAGAAGAGUGGAGGCUGUUGUAGCAGCAAGGGGGGACCAAAUCCAUAUUCAUGCGCAUGAUUUUGGAAUGAGAUGUUUGACGAGCAGGUGUCCAUACUUUUGGUCAUGUAAUGUAUCUUUGUACCUGGAGGACAAUUCAGUUUGUAAACUGAAGAUGAGGGAAAUAGAAAAUGAAUUAAAAAUAGACUGACUUCAUUA